Molecule: messenger RNA, 312 nt
Organism: Aspergillus niger
Lineage: Eukaryota; Fungi; Ascomycota; Eurotiomycetes; Eurotiales; Aspergillaceae
Exons: 2
Coding region: 1-312 (103 amino acids)
Molecular function (GO): carbon-sulfur lyase activity
Source: RefSeq, a predicted model, not a curated record
AUGCUUUUGCCCCAGACUGCAACAUACUUUACACCUGACUUCACCCUCCAUGACGCCGAGGGGCUUGCCAAACGCUACAUCGUCAAUGAUACCCUAAGUGGACGUCCGAAAGUCAAGUGUUUCUGCAGCGGCUGCGGGUGCACUAUUUUCACGAUUCCUGCGAGUGACGGGGACGAGGAGAUAGUUGUAAGGACGGCACUUAUUGAGGAUGGCCUGGAACUUUUCAAACCCACCAUCGAGUGCUACGUGAGAAACCGACCAAGCUAUUUCUCUGCUACCGCGACGGGCAAACAGUAUGGCCUUUUGCCUUGA